ACUUGACGUUUUAAGGCCCCAGGCCCAAGCACAACGCAGCUCACGUUUUGAGCUCGUGUGUUUAACUGUUUACGCCGCGCAAAAUUCUCGCAAAAGAAAGCAGCGGUGUGUCAGUGUCUGCAGUGGUUCUUAUCUGCAGCUCUUUUUGCCGCCCGAUAAUGCGCGUUGCCGCCUCCCAGCUUCCCCUCCCCACCACCACCCCAGCCCGCCGGCGACGGCGAGCCUCGGCGCCGCCCACCGCCGCGCCGCGGCCACCCCCGAGAGCGCUCGCCGCCAUACUGCGCUCGCGCGUCAUCGCGUGCCUCCGCGCGCAAGACAGCGAGACGGCGUUGCAGGCGGCUCACGCGGCUGUCCACGGCGGCAUUACCGUGUUUGUGACAUUGAAUAAUCCUUGGAGCGGAGGCUGUGUGUUUAUUAACACUACAUUCAAGUUGGAGGUUGUCAUGACGACUCCGGGAGUGCUCGAGGUUAUUGAAGAUCUUUGCAGGAGUUAUCCUUCUUUAACAUUCGGGGUUGGCACGGUCUUAAAUGCUGCUGAUGCAAGGAAAGCUAUUUGCGCUGGUGCACAAUUUCUUAUGAGUCCUGGCACAGUCCUGGACAUACUUCAUGAUCUUAAAGAAAGUAAUGUUCUUUAUAUUCCAGGAGUGCUGACAUCAACUGAAGUUUUAUCCGCUUGCAGUGCUGGUGCAAAAGUUGUCAAGGUGUACCCAGUUUCAGUCAUGGGUGGGGAGAUGUACAUGUCAGCUCUGAAGAAACCAUUUCCUCUUGUACCAAUGGUUGCUUCUCAAGGAAUUAAAAUCGGUUCAAUCAAGGGAUAUAUGGAAGCAGGGGCAUCUGCAGUGGUCUUAUCUGAUGCUAUUUUUGACAGUCAAUUGAUGAGGGAUGGGAAAUUCAAUGAAAUUUCGGAACUUGCAAAUCUAGCAACUUUAGAGGCAUUGCAGUUCACGAAAUGAGACAAAUCUACAAUCAUAACAGAUUUGCGUCCAGAAUAUGUGGCCUUCUGUUCUGUGGAAGGAGUCAAUUCACCUCCUGGUAACUACAUGCUACUUCUGUGUAAAGAGUCAGUUCACCUCCUAAAUAAAGCUGUAGGAGCUCUGGUGUUCUAUGCACCUGCAAGAGGCUGAGACUGCAACAAAUUUGUGUGCUCCGAAGUCUGAACAGGGACCUGAUCAUUGAGGAUGCCGUGAUGCUAAGAAGCCAACCAUACAUUUAGGUGCCGUGUAAUGGAAUCACCACAACUCGCAAGAGAACAGAGGUGAAUGGAAGAGAGAUUGCUGGUUUGCUUGUGCUUUGACUGACCUAGUAGAUGUUAACGCAGGUUCAUAGGAGUGUACUAGUAGUGCAUCUCUGAAGACCGUUAUACUUCUAGGCAAGGUCAUGGACUUUGUGUGUUUAAAAAAAAGGUCAUGGACUUUGUGUCGAUCAAAUGAUCAAUGUGCUUGAACAGGUGUUGUCUGUUUUUACCCGGGAAUUCUGCAUGAAAUGAGUUGGUGCUAUGUAUCAA
Messenger RNA from Zea mays, 1504 nucleotides. Its product is annotated as KHG/KDPG aldolase. Lineage: Eukaryota; Viridiplantae; Streptophyta; Magnoliopsida; Poales; Poaceae. The record is from RefSeq and is a predicted model, not a curated record. Gene Ontology annotation, molecular function: lyase activity. The transcript is spliced from 10 exons. Bases 159 to 953 code for a protein of 264 amino acids.